AUGUCCGUCACAGUUGUCCUCGGCGCCCAAUGGGGCGACGAAGGCAAGGGCAAGCUCGCCGACAUCCUCGCCCAUGAGUCGCAAAUCUGCUGCCGCGCCCAGGGCGGUAACAAUGCCGGUCACACAAUCGUCGCCAAUGGUGUUACGUACGACUUCCAUAUCCUGCCGUCUGGCCUCGUCAAUCCGAACUGCAUAAACGUCAUCGGAUCAGGCUGUGUGGUCCACGUGCCGAGCUUCUUCAAGGAACUCGAGGCGCUGGAGAAGCAUGGCUUGAACACUGAGGGCCGGAUUUACAUCUCGGACAGGGCUCAUGUUGUCUUUGACGUCCACCAGCAGGUUGAUGGACUGGAGGAGGUUGAGCUUGGUCAGGGCUUCAUUGGCACCACCAAGAAGGGCAUUGGCCCAACCUACAGCACCAAAAUGACCAGGAGCGGUCUGCGCAUGUGCGAUCUCUUCGAUGAGGAAGUCUUUGAGCAGAAACUCGGCAGGGUCGUCAUGGGCUUCCAGAAGCGCUUCGGAGAUCUGCUGCAGUACGACAUGCAAGCAGAGAUUGAGAAAUACAAGGGCCUCCGCGAGAAGCUUGCGCCAUACGUCGUCGACCAAAUACCGCUACUCGCAUCGGCUAAGGAGAAGAACGCAAAGAUCCUGGUUGAGGGUGCAAACGCGCUCAUGCUCGACAUCGACUACGGCACAUAUCCCUUCGUCACAUCAUCCAACACCGGUCUCGGAGGCGUCCUCACCGGCCUCACUCUCGGCUGGCGGUCACUUCGCGAAGUCAUUGGUGUCGUCAAGGCAUACACCACACGCGUCGGCUCUGGUCCCUUCCCCACCGAACAGCUCAACGAAUUCGGCGAGAAGCUGCAGUCCGUCGGCCACGAAGUCGGCGUGACAACCGGCCGCAAGCGCCGCUGUGGCUGGCUCGAUCUCGUCGUCGUCAAGCACUCGCACGCCUGCAACGACUACACCGCCCUCAACCUCACCAAGCUGGACGUCCUCGACGACUUUGACGAGCUAAAGGUAGCCACUUCGUACUCCCUCAAUGGGCAGCGUCUCGAAGGCUUCCCGUCAAAUCCCGAUAUGCUGGCACAGGUCGAGGUGCAGUAUGAGACCCUGCCUGGAUGGAAGAAACCUACUACUGGCGCAAAGAGCUAUAUGGACCUCCCGCUUGCGGCGCGCAAGUACGUCGAGUACAUUGAGAACUUUGUUGGCGUCAAGGUCAAGUGGAUUGGUGUCGGUCCGGCGCGCGACCACAUGAUCUCACGGUCAGGGAACAUCUGAUGUACAGAAAGGUAAAUGUACCUCUUUGCAUGAGAAAGCAGAAAAGCAAGCUAGAUCAUGUUAGCAAUCUGAAAGCA
This is a messenger RNA of Parastagonospora nodorum SN15, 1355 nucleotides long. RefSeq lists its product as hypothetical. The record is from RefSeq and is a predicted model, not a curated record. Gene Ontology annotation, cellular component: cytoplasm. The transcript has 3 exons. Gene Ontology annotation, biological process: IMP metabolic process; 'de novo' AMP biosynthetic process. Lineage: Eukaryota; Fungi; Ascomycota; Dothideomycetes; Pleosporales; Phaeosphaeriaceae. Bases 1 to 1278 code for a protein of 425 amino acids. Gene Ontology annotation, molecular function: GTP binding; adenylosuccinate synthase activity.